Molecule: messenger RNA, 3756 nt
Organism: Colias croceus (clouded yellow)
Lineage: Eukaryota; Metazoa; Arthropoda; Insecta; Lepidoptera; Pieridae
Exons: 5
Coding region: 1-3756 (1251 amino acids)
Molecular function (GO): catalytic activity
Source: RefSeq, a predicted model, not a curated record
AUGCGAGUAGUCGGAAAAAUAGACAUCACACACCACACCACACAAGUACUGACUGGUCACGGCGGAUUCGCCUUCUACUUGAACAGAUUCAAGCUGAAGGAGAAUCCGUCGUGUCUAUGUCAGCCCGGAGUAGAGGAGACGGUUCCUCACCUGUUACUCGAGUGCCCAAUUUUUGCAAGCAAUAGAUAUGCUAUUGAGCAAAAAUUGGGCAUGGCGAUGACGGAAGAAAAAUUUAAAGAUUGGGAAGAAAAAUAUAACCAUCUCAAAGAUAAAGUUGAAAACCAAGAAAAAAGGAUUUAUUUUCUGGAAAAAUGUGCAAGACAAAGAAACAUCAUACUUUUUGGUCUACAAGAAGAAGAAUCAUCUUACUCGGAUUUGGAGAAUAUUUUUAUUGGCUUCAUAGAAAAACAUUUUGGUAUAAAGUUAGAAAUACGAGAUAUACAAGAAAUAUUGCGAUUAGGAAAAAAAGGAAAAGGACCUAGACCCGUAAAAGUAACUUUUAUAACCCUUGGUAGAAAGAUAGAAAUAUUCAAGCAAAAAAGAAAAUUAGACAACACCGAGUACUACAUCAAAGAGGACUACCCAAAGUAUGUUUUAGAAAAGAGAAAAGAGCUACAGGAAAGAAUUAAAAUAGAAAAAGAAAAAGGAAAUAAAGCUGUCAUUAAAUACGACAAACUCAUUAUACUCCACAACAAGUCGGAAACAUAUAAUAACAAAAAAAGAAUGUUCUCUACUUCACCAGAAACUAAUACAUCAAAUCCUCAUAAAAUAACAGAUAGAAGACCACAAGAGACACGAAAUAUUAAACAAAAAACACACUGUGCAUUGCAAAGGUCAGCUAGUACAGAGGGAGUUCUUAAGCCUACGCCUCCUCCUAUCGUAAGUAAAACAAAAACUUAUAACACAAAAACAAAUAAACGAAGUCCCCCAAUACGGCCGGUCACCGCGGGGGUCAAAGACCACAACCCUCCACUCCAUCCAAUACAUAUAUGUACAUACAACGCUCGAUCACUACUAUCAUAUGAAAGGCUACUAGAGUUCAAACACGCCAUAUCAACUAUUAAAUAUGAUAUCAUUGGUCUAUCAGAAAUUAGACGUACAGGCUAUAAUAUAGAAGAAACUGAAGACCAUAUAUUCUGCCACUUUGGCGAAACUAAAGGCAAAUACGGUGUAGGAUUCCUCAUAAAAAAACACCUAAAAAAUAACAUAGAAUGCUUUACUGCAAAAAAUGAAAGGAUAUGCACACUACACUUAAAUUAUAAUAAUACAGCUCUAUCCAUUAUCCAAGUCUAUGCACCGACUUCAGAAGCUACCGAUCAAGAAAUAAAAGAAUUCUAUGAACAAUUACAAGAAACUCUUAUACCAUGCAGCAAAAAUGUUAUAAUCUUAGGAGACUUUAAUGCCAGAGUUGGUCAAAAAAUUAAAGGCGAAGACAGAAUUUUGGGAAACUCAUGCUUUGGAAAAAGAGACAAGAGAGGAACAACUCUAAUCCAAUUCUGCUGGGAAAAUAAUCUUUUCAUUAUCAAUAGCCUAUUUGAGAAGAAAAAUAAGAACCUCUGGACAUGGCUUUCUCCAUGUAAAAAGAGAAGUCAGAUAGAUUACAUUUUAUCAAACAUUAAAAGCAAAUUUACAAACUUUGAAACAAUAAACUUAUCAUUCCCGAGUGACCAUCGACUUUUGAGAAGCACUUUAUUGCUGACUAAGAAAAAAAAAUCUAGAACAACAUAUAAAGGUAAUAAAUUUUCACUACAAACUAAAGAACUACAAGAGAAAUACAUUGAAGCAUUAAAAUCUAAUUUAAAUAAUAUAAACCCACAGGAGAAUGACGGAAUAGAGAAGUAUUAUGAUAAAAUAAAGCAAGCUAUUGAUAAAAGUUUAAAAUCUAUAAACACAACCAAAGACCUGAUAAAAAGAAGAAAUGAGUUGGUGAACAAAAAACAACUAACAUCAGAAGAGAAACAAGAAAGAAGUUUCUUAUUUAAAAACAUUCAUAAAAUUAUUAGAAAGGAAUACCAGGAUCAUAGGCUUACUAAGAUUAAAAAACAUCUGAACACAUCAAGAAGUGUGAAAAAGAGUUUAAAAGAAUUGGCAACAACCAAAAAAUGGAUACCUUCAUUGAAUAAAAAGCAUGACAACAAAAAUACAUUUUGUAGGAAUGAAAUAUUAAAAGAAGCCACCGAGUUUUAUAAAGACCUCUACACUUGCAAAACAACAUCUAUAAUAGAAACACCCCUUACAACUAAUAAUAAAAAACUACCUAGGUUCACCGCACAAGAAAUUUCCUUAAGAAUAAAGAAACUAAAGAAUGAAAAAAGCAUGGGUCCUGACAACAUCCCGAAUGAAGCCAUUUCAACAGGUAUAACUCUACUAACACAUCCCUUAACCAAGCUGUUCAAUAAAAUCCUCGAUGAAAGGAAAAUUCCAACUGAAUGGGCAAAAUCGGACAUAAUACUACUCUACAAAAAAGGGGAUCCUAACGACCUUGGUAACUACCGACCAAUCAGCCUACAAUCAAACCUCUACAAACUGUUCGCCUCUUGCCUUGAUAAACGCCUUGAAAAAUACACCGAAGAAUUUCAACCCGUAGAACAAGCAGGCUUCAGAAGCAAAUAUUCAACUAUAGAUCACAUACACUCACUGGAACUCAUUAUAGAAAAAUACUUAGAAAUGCAUCGCCCGCUUUACCUAGCUUUCAUUGAUUAUGCUAAAGCAUUUGACUCAAUAUCUCAUAGUAGCAUGUGGAGUGCUUUACAAGAGUGUGAUGUACCAACAGAAACCAUAGAGCUCAUUCAGGACAUAUAUAUGAAAAGUAAAAGUAAAAUAAUAUUAGAUAGAACAGGCACAGAAAUUGAUAUAUGUAGAGGCGUCCGUCAAGGUGACCCACUCUCACCCAGAAUAUUUAUUAGCGUUUUACAAAAUAUAAUGAAGACACUAAAGUGGGAAACCAAAGGCAUAAACAUCAACGGUCAAUUUCUUAGCAACUUAAGAUUUGCCGAUGACAUUGUACUCUUUGCAGAAAGCUCAUCUAAACUAGAAUCAAUGAUAAAUGAAAUUAACUACAUCAGUAAUGAAAUUGGGCUAGAACUAAAUACAACAAAAACUAAAAUAAUGACAAACAGCACUAAGAUACCAAUACACAUUAAAAAUGUUUUAUUAGAAUAUGUACCAGAAUACAUAUAUCUUGGCAAACGGGUAUCAUUUUCAAGUUCAAGACAUCAGGAUGAGCUAAUGAGACGUGUGAAUAUGUCUUGGAAUAGAUUUUGGAGUAUGAAAGAAAUUCUAAAAUCCAAUAUUCCAAUCAAGAUGAAAAAAAUUGUGCUGGAUUCGUGUAUACUGCCGUCCCUCGCAUAUGGGUCCCAAACAUGGAUUUUUAACAAAAAAACGACUGAAAAGAUUCAGACAACCCAAAGAGCCAUGGAACGGAGUAUCCUAAAUUUAAAAAUAAAACAUAAAAAAAGAAACACAGAUAUAAGAAAAACAACAAAUGUGAUUGACGCUCUGGAACAAUGUAAAAAACUAAAAUGGAAGUGGGCCGGACAUAUCGCUCGAAUGAAGGCUGACAGGUGGGCCAAAAGAGUAACGGUAUGGAAGGGACCCAGUGGUAAGAGAAACCGUGGCAGGCCGGCUGAGAGAUGGCUAGACGAAAUUCUGAAACUAGCUGGAGAAAAUUGGAUGAAAAAAGCAAAUGACAGACUAGAAUGGAGAAAACAGGAGGAGGCCUUUACUCUUAAGAGGUCCUUAAUAAAGAUUGAUUAA